GGCCGGAGCCGCUGCCGUUGCUGCGGCGGGCGCGGAGGUGCAGUCGGCGCUCCGGCCGGGACAGGUGCGUUGGGCCCCGUUGUUUCAGCGGUGACAGGUGCGGCGGGACCUCCCUAGUUCCGCCGGGACAGGGAUUUGGGGAGAUAAGAUGGAGCCUUCCCCGUUCAAUAGAAGGCAAUGGACCUCCCAGUCUUUGAAAAUCACUGCAAAAGAGCUUUCCCUGGUCAACAAGAACAAGUCCUCGGCCCUCGCAGAGAGGUUCUCCAAGUAUCAGAAAGCUGCUGAAGAAGCCACUGCUGAGAAGAAGAGAAGUAACACAGAAAACCUGCCCGCUCACUUUACCAGGGGGAAUCUGAGCGUGCUGAAGAAGAAGUGGGAGAAUCCGGCGCUGGGAGCGGAGCCUGGGAAGGAAGCGGUGCGGAGCAGCUGCGCUGAGGUGAGGCACAAGGUCGGGACCGGCCGCUCCCCUUCGCCAUCCCCGGGGGCUGGAGCUGCCCCUGGCCGGCCGCAGUGUCCCGCCGGUGACAGCACCGAGCCCCACAGCCGCUCCCGGGAGGGUGGCGGCACGGAAAACUGUGUGAGAGAGCCCCGUGAGAUGGAAAAGCCCGAAGGCGGCGAGAGGUCGGAGUCUCCGGGGAGGAUCGAGAAGUACAACGUGCCCCUGACCAAGCUGAAGAUGAUGUUCGAGAAGGGUGAAGCCCCUCAGCCCAAGGCAGCUGAUGGGAGGCUCUGUCCCCAGCAGGGCCCCCGGGAGCCGCGGAGGGCGGCCGUGGGCAGGAGGAUUUCGGAGAACAGCCUCUCCUUGGAGGACUGCGACGCUGCCCAGGGAGAGAGGAGCCACAGCACAGCAGGGUAUCUUGUAGAGACCAGUCCAGGACUCAGCCCAGACAAGGCAGAGACCAGGAAGAACCUGGACAUGCCCCGUUUAUCAGAGACAUCAAUAAAGGACAGGCUGGCCAAGUACCAGGCAGCUGUGUCCAAGCAGGGCAGUUCCUCAGGCAUCAUCCCCAUGAGUGAGAUUCAAGCCAGCGAGAGUGAACUCAAGGAUUACAAAUCUGGGCAGAAGGAGAAUAUGGCACCAGUUGAGGACUCCAGUUCCUGUCAGGAUGGGGAGAAGGUUUCUGUAGGUGAGAACAGCUUGUCUCUGCACUCUGGUCUGCUGGAGGAUGGCCAUGCUGGACAGUCAGAGAGCGAGGCAGAAGCUCAGAAACCUGUCAGCCCAAAGCAGCAGAACCUUGGUGCUAAAGCAGCCGGGCAGUCGGAGGCCUCCCCGCCGAAAGCCGUGAAGAAAUUCCAGUUGCCAAUGAAGGAAACCUGUGUUGGGUGUCAGAAGACCGUGUACCCCAUGGAAAGGCUCUUUGCCAACCAGCAGGUGUUUCACAUCAGCUGCUUCCGCUGUUCCUAUUGCAACAGCAAACUCAGCCUCGGGACGUACGCGUCUCUGCGUGGGAACAUCUACUGCAAACCUCACUUCAAUCAGCUCUUCAAGUCCAAAGGCAAUUAUGAUGAGGGCUUUGGACACAAGCAGCAUAAGGAAUUGUGGGCAGGUAAAACUGAAUGUGAAGAAUCCCCGGAGAAAACUGUCCAUGGUGUGAAUUCAUCAGACACUCCACAAAGCCCAGGAGUAGAGGAUGCCCCGAUUGCAAAAGUGGGAGUUCUGGCAGCAAGUAUGGAAGCAAAAGCUUCAGCUGUGCCUGAAAGGGAAGAAAGACCAGCAGAAACAAAAAAGCUCAGGAUUGCCUGGCCACCUCCAUCUGACCAAAGUAUCCAAGGAAGUGCCUUAGAUGAGGGCAUCAAAGUACUCAAACCCAAGUGGCCUCCAGAAGAAGAGAUUUCCAAGCCUGAUGUGCAGGAGGAUGUGGAUCUGGAUCUCAAAAAGUUAAGAAGAUCUUCCUCGCUGAAGGAGCGAAGUCGCCCCUUUACAGUUGCAGCCUCAUUUAGAACAAUAUCUGUUAAAGGUCAUAAACCAGAGAAUUCACCAUCUCCUUCUAAGGAAGAGAGAGAUACAUUGAAAAGGAGUGAGGAACUGGAGAGAGAGGUUGUCAUAGAGAAAAAGCAAAAGGAAAAGAAGGUGGAGCAUAGGAACAUCCAGAACGCUGGGGAGAAAAAUGUGGAGGAAGAAGGGGAAUUGUCUGGUAUCAAAACAGCAGAGCAGAACAUUGUAGAGAAUGGCCAGAUGAAUGCAGACACAGAUGAGGAAGAGCAUGCUACAGAGGAGCCAGAAAUUCCAAAGGAAGAACUUCUUGAACCAAAUUCUCCUAAACAUUCCAGCUUAGCCAAUGUUGUGACCGCUAAGGAAUCAUCUCCAAACCAGAAUCGCAAAUCCCAAGACGUUGGUUUUUGGGAGGGUGAAGACAUGGAAGAUCUGUCUGUGGAAGAACAGAUCAAAAGGAAUCGCUACUAUGAAGAUGAUGAUGAUGAAUAAAUCGGCCUUUUACUAGAAAACUUGCUGCAAGGUGCUGGGCCUUUUGAAAUGGAUAUUUUUAGCUUUAACAAACAGCUCUCCUGGAUGAAGUGAUGCUGCACUGCACAUCAGCAUUAAGGGAAUCUACCUACAAAUUAUCUCAUCUAGAGAACUCUGGAAGCCUGCAAAUUCUUUAGGUGCAUGGAACAAGUGUCUGGCUGUGGGACAGCUUCAGCAGGUAGUGUCUGUCCCCAGCAUGAGAACAGAGCUGUUCUCUGUCUUAUCCCUUUGAGCUUCAAUAGGUAUUUCACUAACCAUUUUUGGAAUUCCACUGUACUUGCCAUGCUGGUGUGGGACAGGGCUCUGGAACACACCACCCGUACCACUCCAAAUGCUACUGCAGUGCUUAGGGACCAACUUCAAAGGGACUUUCUGGCCUGCUUUAAAAUGGUCACUUAAUGCACUUUAAUACAUGGAAAGGGCACAACUGGGCUUUUUUUUUUUUUUUUAAAUAAUAAAAGCAUUUCUGUGUGUAGUGUCCAACAAGUAAAGCAUCCUAAACUGAGUGCAAUGUGAAUUUCUGUCUCAAACCUGCCUGUGAUCAGUUGAGGAGUCCCUGCACAACUGGAAUGGUGCCCGUUGUUGGAUCAUGUGUAUUUCAGUGCUAUCCCAGGAGCUGUGCUGGCUGCCAGGUCUCUGCAAAAGACAAGUGAACACUUUGGAGCAGCCUGCAGGGCAUUACUUCUGCAUUUCACACCCAUUUGAAGUGGAGUUUUUUGUUUGUUUUGUUGUCAUUUCUUUUUUUUUUACUUGGAGUUCUUCGUCAUCAUUUUAAACUGCAGAUAAGAUUUUUAAGGCCUUUUGACAACUCUGAAAUCCUACUUUUAUCAAGCUGCCAUAAAUAUUUUCCUUAGAGCUGUGAAAUUGUGCUGCAUUGCAAAAAUCUCUGGAAUCAGUGACACUUUCCAAUUGCCAGUGUUGAAGAUCAGAACAUUUUUAAACUUGACUUCAUUUAUUUUACAAAUAAUAAAAUCUUGAAUGGGGGGAGGAGGAGGCCCCUUUUUUUUAUUAUUAGCUUUUAUUUGUACUGUAUUCUCAAGAGAAUUAGAUCUUAACGAUUCUUGAGGUGUAAAAUAUUCUGCUUUCUUAACAGUUCUGCUAAUGACAAAACCUUCAAUAAAGUUUGGGUCAUUUCCAUUA
Onychostruthus taczanowskii (white-rumped snowfinch) is the source of this 3604-nucleotide messenger RNA. It is a transcript of the gene LIMA1, whose product is annotated as LIM domain and actin binding 1. Gene Ontology annotation, biological process: actin filament bundle assembly. The coding region runs from base 149 to 2425 and encodes 758 amino acids. Gene Ontology annotation, cellular component: actin cytoskeleton; plasma membrane. NCBI's taxonomy places the organism in Eukaryota, Metazoa, Chordata, Aves, Passeriformes, Passeridae. The record is from RefSeq and is a predicted model, not a curated record. Gene Ontology annotation, molecular function: actin filament binding. The transcript has 11 exons.